GAGUUAAGGGGAAAAACACUUUUACUUAACCCCCUCAAAGAGUCAAAGGUACGGACUACGGAGAUAAACACAUAGAGGAAGAAUAGUCAAUACGAGACUUAAAACGCCAAGUAGACGGCGACGACAACAAUAACAAUAACAAUAACGAGAUCCAAAAAGGAAAAUCAAUCACUGAACCGCUGUUGUACCACGCGAAGAAGAAACACUUGUACCAAAAUUACCAGCACACAAGUCAAAUCAAAUUCAUCGUCGUCGUCGUAGGAGAGAAUGAUCGCCGCCGGAGUUGAAGACGAAGAGAAAUGGCUUUCCGCCGGAAUCACCGGCCUUCAACAGAACGCCUUCCACAUGCAUCGAGCUCUGGAUUCCAACAAUUUGAAAGAUGCGUUGAAGUACUCGGCUCAGAUGCUCUCGGAGCUCCGUACUUCUAGGCUCUCUCCUCACAAAUACUACGCUCUUUAUAUGCGAGCGUUUGAUGAAUUGAGGAAAUUGGAGUUGUUCUUUCAUGAAGAAACGAGGCGAGGUUGUUCGAUUAUUGAACUCUAUGAGCUUGUACAACAUGCUGGCAACAUCUUACCUCGACUGUAUCUUCUCUGCACGGUAGGAUGUGUUUAUAUCAAGUCAAAGGAAGCUCCAGCAAAAGAUAUUCUCAAGGAUUUAGUAGAAAUGUGUCGAGGUAUCCAACAUCCUCUGCGAGGGCUCUUCUUGAGAAGUUACCUUUCUCAAGUUAGUAGGGACAAAUUACCUGAUAUUGGUUCUGAAUAUGAAGGAGAUGCUGAUACCGUCACAGAUGCAGUUGAGUUUGUGCUGCAAAAUUUUACUGAGAUGAAUAAACUUUGGGUGCGGAUGCAAUACCAGGGACCUGCGCGGGACAAGGAUAGAAGGGAAAAGGAAAGAAGCGAGCUUCGAGAUCUCGUUGGGAAGAAUCUGCAUGUUCUAAGUCAGAUUGAGGGAGUUGAUCUGGACAUGUACAAGGAUACUGUUCUUCCUAGAGUCCUGGAGCAGGUAGUCAAUUGUAAGGAUGAGCUUGCACAAUAUUAUUUGAUGGACUGCAUAAUUCAAGUAUUUCCCGACGAGUACCACUUGCAAACUCUUGAUAUUUUGCUGGGUGCUUGCCCACAGCUCCAGGCAUCAGUUGAUAUCAAGUCAGUCCUCUCGAGUUUGAUGGAAAGGCUAUCAAAUUAUGCGGCCUCAAGUCCAGAGGUAUUGCCGGAUUUCUUGCAAGUGGAUGCCUUCUCGAAAUUGAACAGUGCAAUUGGGAAGAUCAUAGAAGCACAAGCUGAUAUGCCUGUUGUUGCUGUUGUGACUUUGUAUUCAUCUCUUCUUACCUUUACCCUGCAUGUCCAUCCCGACCGGCUUGAUUACGCUGAUCAAGUAUUGGGAUCCUGUGUCAAUAAACUCUCCAUCAUCGGGAAACUUGAUGACAGCAAGGCAACAAAGCAAAUUGUUGCACUUCUAAGUGCUCCACUGAAUAAAUAUAAUAAUGUUAUUACUGCCUUGAAGCUUUCUAAUUAUCCUCGGGUGAUGGAAUACCUUGACAAUGAAACAAAUAAAGUCAUGGCAAAGAUUAUUAUUCAAAGUAUUAUGAAAAACGAGACUUAUAUAUCUACUGGGGAUAAGGUCGAAGCAUUGUUUGAAUUAAUAAAAGGGCUUAUAAAGGACACAGAUGCUACUGCUGAUGAUGAGGAUGAUGAAGAGGACUUCAAGGAGGAACAAAAUGCUGUAGCGCGCCUUAUCCAAAUGCUGCACAACAAUGAUCCAGAAGAGAUGUUCAAGAUUAUAAAUAUAGUGCGGAAGCAUAUAUUGGCCGGUGGAGUGAAGCGUCUGUCAUUUACCGUUCCACCCCUUGUGUUUUCCUCCCUUAAGUUGAUUAGAACGCUUCAGAACCAAGAUAUGGAUAAACCUGAAGACGAAGCAGAGGGUACACCAAAGAAAAUUUUUCAGCUAUUGAAUCAGCUUAUUGAGGCUCUUUCAAAUGUUCCUGCUCCUGAGCUCUCAUUACGGUUAUACCUGCAAUGUGCUGAGGCUGCAAAUGACUCUGACUUGGAACCUGUUGCCUGUGAAUUUUUCACUCAAGCAUAUAUAUUAUACGAGGAAGAAAUUUCGGGCUCCAGAGAGCAGGUGACUGCAUUACACCUAAUAAUCGGUACUCUUCAAAGGAUGCAUGCCUUUGGUGUUGAGAACAGGGAUACUCUGACUCACAAAGCGACAGGGUAUUCAGCAAAGCUUUUAAAGAAACCCGAUCAAUGUAGGGCUGUUUAUGCAUGCUCUCAUCUCUUUUGGACGGAUGAUCAGGAAGGAGCCAGGGAAGGAGAGAGGGUUCUACUUUGCUUAAAGCGGGCUCUAAAAAUCGCAAAUGCCGCUCAACAGAUGGCUAAUGCUACUCGGGGUAGUGGUGGUUCAGUUAUGCUGUUCAUUGAAAUCCUCAAUAAGUAUCUCUAUUAUUUUGAGAAGGGAAACAACCAAAUCACGGUCAAUACAAUCCAGGAUCUAAUGGAAUUAAUUACUACGGAGAUGCAAAGUGAUAAUGCGGCAACAGAUCCUGCUGCUGAAGCUUUCUUUGCAAGCACAUUGCGGUACAUCCAAUUCCAGAAACAAAAAGGUGGCGCAGUUAGUGAGAAGUAUGAACCUGUCAAAGCUUGAACCUGUUCUUAUAUGUAAUUAGGCAUUUUCACGUAUCACUAGUUAACGUCAUUGAGUAUUAUUGUAACCAGUUUAGUGAGGUAACCUGAUGGAGACUGUUUGCUUGACCUCAUUCCGAGGGCAUGAUUUUUUAGGUCUCUUAUACUAACUAUAUGAGCUCACUGCAUCUAAAGUUUUCUUUAAUUCAUGAGUGUGUGUAAGUCACUUCAUUGUGCAGUGGAAACUUUAGUUGUAAAGACUGGUAAAAUGGUGUAUAACUUUCCCUUUCUGUUUUCAAUUUUUUUGUGGGAUUUAUACAUGACUA
Molecule: messenger RNA, 2944 nt
Organism: Spinacia oleracea (spinach)
Lineage: Eukaryota; Viridiplantae; Streptophyta; Magnoliopsida; Caryophyllales; Amaranthaceae
Product: vacuolar protein sorting-associated protein 35A
Exons: 22
Coding region: 268-2640 (790 amino acids)
Biological process (GO): intracellular protein transport; retrograde transport, endosome to Golgi
Cellular component (GO): retromer complex; late endosome; retromer, cargo-selective complex
Source: RefSeq, a predicted model, not a curated record